Bipolaris sorokiniana ND90Pr is the source of this 1267-nucleotide messenger RNA. RefSeq lists its product as uncharacterized. The record is from RefSeq and is a predicted model, not a curated record. NCBI's taxonomy places the organism in Eukaryota, Fungi, Ascomycota, Dothideomycetes, Pleosporales, Pleosporaceae. The coding region runs from base 263 to 1024 and encodes 253 amino acids. The transcript has a single exon.
UUCUAGUCAAUGGAUAGGUAGACUCAGGGUAGUAGGUGCAGAUUUUCGGAGCGUUAGAGAUGCGUUUGAGUUGGUGCGUGAAGUCAAGGUAUGUUUUUCAGCUUUUCAAAAACGGUAAUUUGGGACCUAAACUGACGUGUGACCUUCAUCUUUGUAGGAGUGUUUGAAGCAGUGGGCGGAUGGAGAAGAACCCAGGCUGUAUGCGCUGAUUAAUAAUGCGGCUCAGACUCUUACGGAUAGUGUUAAGAGAGAACAGCAUGCCAUGGAGCGCGAGCAAGACUUGAAGAGACAUGGGACGCAUCCAGGUUUGAUGCUUGGGGAAAAUUACACAGCGAGAGUGAGAGGUAGAGCACUGCUGUUGAUUUUGGAGAACGGGAAGGCACAUUCAACACGGAUGGAUGGCCCAGAAAACGAUACCGAUGCUAUGUGGACUCUAAAAGAAGUCGAGGCAUCAAAAGGUACCAUGACAAAAAUUGAGCCGUACGCCAAGUCAUCGUGGGUACAAGGCAUAUCCGAGAUCCCUUACGAAGAUGUUGGUUCCGCGCUUUCCGUCAAUACGUUUGUUCCCUUCAUCCUCUGUCGAGAACUCCUUCCACUGAUGGGUACCGCGGAGCUAUCACCAGCUGCGGCAUCAGGAAAGGCUCUCAAACCCCAAGGCUACGUCAUCAACGUCUCCUCGCGUGAGGGUAUCUUCGAAGACGGCCUUACGUCGAUGGCGAAACGGGGCAAGCACGUACAUACCAACAUGUCCAAAGCGGCGUUAAACAUGCUGACAGAGACCGAGGCGGAGCCUGCAUGGCGGACGAGGAGAGUGGCCAUGAACACGGUUGGCCCGGGGUACAUGAGCGCGGCACCAGAGUAUGAAGAUGCAUUUGAUGGGACACGACCGAUUGGAUGGGAGGAUGGUGCUGGAAGGGUAUUAUGGCCGAUUGCUGUAGCGGAGAUGGAGGGGCUGAUUGUCCGGGGAAGGUUCUUGAAGCAUUAUGGUGCUGUCGAGGUGGAUCCGGGGAGGGGGAGGGGAUGAAUAGUACUAGUACCAUCUUCUUUUUUGGUCCGCGGCAAAGUCACAUCCGGUGCUAGUAAUACAUGUCCUCGACACACAGCAAUGGUGUUUUGUCCAUGGAUAUCCAUGACGGAGGCAUGUCCGUUUUUUGUCUUUGGAGCCGUCGGUCCAUUUAUGUGGCGUAAAGGCAGGCUACAACGUCCCUGGUGUGGAGGGGUUAGUCUGGACAGUGCAAGAGGCGGGGCCGAGGUGCUGGCUUUGUCU